AUGUCCGAAGAAUUUGUUGUGAUCCGGAUAAAACAAGUAAUUUAUUCGGGUGGAUAUGAACAAUCUCUCCUUUACAUUACAUUAUGUAAUCCUCGCAAUCUUCGCCGUUUAUCUCCUCGUUCCCCGACUCAAAAAUAUUCCAAACUCUCACACACAUUCUCUCUUCAUUGGGAUAUUCAAAUUCUUCUUUCUUUUUUCGUGUUCUUUUUUUAUAACUCCCAAGUACGUUUAUUACCUUUACGAGUUGUUUCGUUUCUAUCCACUGAUGUCUACUUCUUUGUAAUGGAAUUUGCUUCGUUUCUGAAGCUUUUGAGUCAAACCGAUGGUUUUGGUUUUGGUUUUGGAUGUGGGAUCUUCGUUUUUGGUUGCUUCUCUCAGCUCUUCAAUCUCGUCUUCCUCUGUUUCUUGCUUCUUCUUGGACUCAAGUUUCUAUUUUUAAAUCGAAUUUCUCAAAAGUUCGAGUCUUGCAACUCCUUUGAACAUAAGGAUUGCAAAAACAAUGGGUUCGUUUCAGAUUCUAAGAUGGUUGAUGGAUUGGAUCGGAAGAAGAAGCCCAUCAUUUUACACUGGAGUUCUGAUUCUUCAGCUGAUGUGUUGAGCUGCGAGAACUGUGAUCGUCUUAUUCUACGUGAUGAUGAUCACAUCAAAAACAGAGACAGUACCGCGGCGUUAACGGAAACAGAGCUUGACGAGAAGAAUCAUCAGGAGAGCGAGGACGAAGAAGAAUCACGGUUUCGGAGCGAUGAAGAAGACCAGGUGUUCGACGUUAUUACUCUGAGAGAAAUGGUGAAGAGAGAGAGGAAACGCGGAGAUUUCAUGAAGAAAGAGCUGGAGAAGGAGAGAAGAGCAGCUGAAUCAGCUACGGAAGAAGCCAUGGCUAUGCUUCUAAAGCUACGGAUGGAGAAAAGCGUUGUGGAGAUGGAAGCAAAACAAUACAAGAGAGUUGCCGAACAGAAGCAAGCCUAUGAUCAGGAAGUGAUUCAAUCGUUACAGUGGAUGUUGAUGAAGCUUGAUGACCACCAAUAAGCCAACUACUCUGUUUGUAACUUUUGUAUUCUAUGCAUAUAAUAUAAAAUGAAACAAAAAUUUCCGGUUUGGUUCAAUCGGAACCAUAAACAUA
This is a messenger RNA of Camelina sativa (false flax), 1120 nucleotides long. The record is from RefSeq and is a predicted model, not a curated record. NCBI's taxonomy places the organism in Eukaryota, Viridiplantae, Streptophyta, Magnoliopsida, Brassicales, Brassicaceae.